Molecule: messenger RNA, 606 nt
Organism: Penicillium bovifimosum
Lineage: Eukaryota; Fungi; Ascomycota; Eurotiomycetes; Eurotiales; Aspergillaceae
Gene: racA
Product: putative Rho GTPase Rac
Exons: 6
Coding region: 1-606 (201 amino acids)
Biological process (GO): establishment or maintenance of cell polarity; actin filament organization; regulation of actin cytoskeleton organization
Cellular component (GO): cytoskeleton; cell cortex; cell projection
Molecular function (GO): protein kinase binding; GTP binding; GTPase activity
Source: RefSeq, a predicted model, not a curated record
AUGGCGACGGGUCCAGCUACUCAGUCACUGAAGUGUGUGGUGACUGGUGAUGGUGCAGUCGGCAAAACAUGUCUUCUAAUCUCCUACACAACAAAUGCCUUCCCGGGUGAAUACAUCCCUACCGUAUUCGACAACUACACGGCCAGUGUAAUGGUGGACGGCCGACCGAUCAGCCUGGGACUGUGGGAUACCGCUGGACAAGAAGACUACGAUCGUCUGAGACCGCUGUCCUACCCCCAGACCGACGUAUUCCUCAUCUGUUUCUCCAUUGUUAGCCCGCCGUCCUUCGAUAACGUCAAAGCGAAGUGGUUCCCUGAGAUCGAACACCAUGCCCCCAACGUCCCCAUCAUCCUUGUCGGCACCAAGCUCGACCUGAGAGACGACCGCUCGACCACCGAGGCCCUUCGCGCUCGCAAGAUGGAGCCCGUCUCCUACGAACAGGCACUGGCAGUUGCAAAAGAAAUCCGCGCACACAAGUACCUUGAGUGUUCCGCUCUGACACAGCGGAACCUCAAGAGCGUGUUCGAUGAAGCAAUCCGUGCCGUCCUCAACCCCCGUCCCGCUACGAAGUCCGGGCGAAAGGCUGUCAAAUGCAGCAUCUUGUAG